This is a messenger RNA of Drosophila melanogaster (fruit fly), 920 nucleotides long. RefSeq lists its product as uncharacterized. The transcript has 2 exons. The coding region runs from base 132 to 452 and encodes 106 amino acids. NCBI's taxonomy places the organism in Eukaryota, Metazoa, Arthropoda, Insecta, Diptera, Drosophilidae. The record is from RefSeq and is marked reviewed. Gene Ontology annotation, cellular component: mitochondrial ribosome.
UCGAUGUGGUUUUUCCCUUCGCGAAACUUGGUCACAUCCAAAUUCGGGACAAAGUAGAAAUAAUAAUAAUUUAUUAUAAAAUAAAAAGUUAGCGGAUUGAAGUAGUUUUUACUUGGCACUUGAGCAACAAAAUGCACCUGACGCUGAUCAAUUUGUUCAAGAAGACUGUGCCCGGCCACAUAUUCCGGGGCAAGCGGCGCCUGGUGAAACCGGUCAGUCAGCGAGCAAUGGACACCCUGACCCACGAGUACGAGCGCCAGGAGCAGGUAAUGUUACUCCUCCGACACCCGUAUCUCACCAUGGAGCAGUCAUUCGGUCAUGCCAAGGAGCUGCAGAAGCGCGAGAAGCUCGUUGCCAGAUGGACGGACGAGCAGACACUGCGCAAGAUGAAGCCACACGUUACCAUCGAGGAGCGGCUGAACCAGCUGAAGAUCAAGGAGGCCUGGGACUAGCCGUCGUCGCAGCUGCUAAACCGGCGUUAUUUGUUAAAUAAAUCUAGAUGUUAUGGAAAUUAUAUAAUACCUGCUGGAUAAGAGUAGUCGUUUCAUCACCCGAUUAGUUAUAUUAACAUACAAGUUACUCCGCGAGGACUGACUACCAGCUUGCUAUUGGUGUGUCACCUCAAAGGCAUUAUCCCAGUGGACAGAAAUGGUGGACUAGGCACUCACACCAAUCGAUUUGAAAGGCAGUGCACUUGGCAAAGUUUCCACUUGAUUCACUUAACGUUGUCUUCGUGUUUGGCGCUCAUAUCGCUUUUAUUUGUUAAAUUGCGUGUCUAAGUGUAUAUAUCAAUAAUUCUUGUAUGUUAUGUAUAUGAACUGUUAUGUACAUAUGCAAGGCAUGUAACACGUUUCGUCGUUUCCACUUCCGAUCGCUCGGACAAAUCGCCAUUAUCAGAACGCUCCCAGCAUCAAUUCGUU